CAAGCUGCUCAGCGGUGUGUUUCAUUUAUAUCGUACUCCACUUCAUUUUGUGUAUACAAAUUUUCAUUAAAUCAGCGAAUUUCUUGUAUGAAACAGUGCGGAGAAAUUUCUCAUUGUUCAGUUGAGUCAGUGUAUUUGUGAUAAUUUAGUCAUUUGGAUUGCAUCUUUUGUAUUUAUUUCUUCUAUUUUUGUGCAGUAAAAUUGUAGAGGUCUUUUUUGUUGUAGUUGUUGUUUGCAUUUUAUCAUUUAAAUUAAGACCACUCCCCAGUGUUGGUGUUUGAUAAGUCGAAAAAAAUACACAAGACAGUCGAGCGAGUAAAUAACUGAGGAAAUCAGUACUUUCUAUCUACUUGAAUAAACUUGUUGGUUUGGAGAUAACGAAAAUGGAGCAAUUUUGGAAAGCAAGCGCUGGCCAUAAUGUGCCACAACAAAAUAAUGCCGACGAUGAUGAUUGGGAAACCGAUCCGGAUUUUGUAAACGAUGUCACCGAAGAAGAACAACGCUGGGGAGCAAAAACGAUCGCUGGCAGCGGUCGAACCGCUGGUGCAAUAGAUAUGACUCAAUUGCGUAGUGAAACUGAAAAGGCUGACGCCGAUAAAAAGAAGAAAGAAAUCGAAAUAAAAAACCCUGGCCAUGGUUAUGGUGGAAAAUUUGGCAUUGAAAAAGAUCGUAUGGAUAAAUCAGCGGUCGGGCAUGAGUACAUAGGCAAAGUUGAAAAACACAGUUCACAAAAAGACUAUGCAACUGGAUUUGGUGGAAAAUUUGGAGUCCAAAGUGAUCGCGUCGAUAAAUCGGCUGUCGGUUGGGAUCACAUUGAAAAAGUUGAAAAACAUGAAUCACAAAAGGAUUAUAGCAAAGGUUUUGGUGGAAAGUUCGGCGUUCAAGAAGAUAGAAAAGAUAAAUCAGCAGCGGGGUGGGAUUACGUUGAGAAGACAGAGAAACAUGGCAGUCAAGUUGACCAUAAAAUCGGUUUCGGUGGAAAGUUUGGCGUGCAAAACGAUAGAAUGGAUAAAUCAGCGUUGACCUUCCAAGAGAAUCCAGACAAAACAGGAACCAAUUAUACAAAAGUCAAGCCUGAUAUCGGAUCAGCAAAACCAUCGAACUUACGUGCUAGAUUUGAAAAUUUUGCGAAAGAAAAAGAAGAAGAAGAUUUAAAGCGAGCGGCCGAACAAAAGCGAUUGCGCGAAGAGAAAGAUCGUUCGGAUCGUGAACAAGCAUUGAAUAGUCAACAAAAUGGCAACGAAAAAAGUGAUUCGGAAAGACAACAACAGCCAAGAACACCGAUUGAAACCGGCCGUUCGGGUAGUAUUGGAAAUGCAAUAAAUAUGUUCAACAAAGCUGAAGAUUUACCAAUUGCACCCACUCGGAAAGAACCAAUUAAAAUCCCACGCGAAGCUGCACUUCCAAAAGAACCCGAGCCAGAGCCCAUAGUUGAGCCUGAGCCCGCUCCGGUACAACCGGCUCAAGUACAAACACCAAAUUUGGUAAGUCAACAGCCAGACGUGAUUCCAACACAACGAGAAUCGGUUCAAUCCGAAAACUUCGAAGCAUUAGCUCCGCCAGAGGAAUUUGGCAAUCAAAAUGGUACAAAUGUCGAAAAUGUACCUGAAAUCGUACAAGAUGUGCCCAGCCAAGCGAUUGCCAAUGAGCAAAUUUAUUCAAACAUCGAUUUCAUACAACAAGAACAACAGGCCAAUGCGAAUCAAGCACAACCCGAUGCCGAACAAGUUAAUGCAACCGCACUGGCCGGCAGCGAAGACUGCGAUUUAUCCGAGUACAUCGAAGAUACAAAAGUUCAGGCUAUCGCAUUGUAUGACUAUCAAGCAUCAGCCGAGGAUGAAAUUUCAUUUGAUCCAAACGACGUUAUUACGCAUAUCGAAAAGAUCGAUCAAGGAUGGUGGAGAGGUCUGUGCAAAAAUCGUUAUGGUCUAUUCCCAGCAAAUUAUGUCCAAAUUGUAGAAUAACAUCUUAAUCAAUUCAAUUUACAUCAACAAAGCAAUAGGAAUUUUAUGCAAUUGCAUUUACAUGUUCAAUAAAACUAAACUUUUGAUUUUAAGCGUCAUUUUAACGACGUGGAUAUGCCAGACAUUCCAUGUAUUUUGCAGAGAAUUGAUCAAAGAUUGUCUAUUGAAUUGAUAAUGGUUCUUAUUUUUCAUAUGCUCAUCAAAUGAAUAUGUUUAACUGAAAUUUAGAAAUGUUUUAGGUAAUUGUAUUGUAAUGAAUUGAAAUAUACAAGAUACAUUUAUAUAUUCGCAAAAUAA
Messenger RNA from Contarinia nasturtii (swede midge), 2261 nucleotides. RefSeq names its product hematopoietic lineage cell-specific protein (gene Cortactin). Gene Ontology annotation, molecular function: actin filament binding. Gene Ontology annotation, cellular component: plasma membrane; site of polarized growth; cortical actin cytoskeleton. The record is from RefSeq and is a predicted model, not a curated record. The transcript has 7 exons. Bases 384 to 1964 code for a protein of 526 amino acids. NCBI's taxonomy places the organism in Eukaryota, Metazoa, Arthropoda, Insecta, Diptera, Cecidomyiidae. Gene Ontology annotation, biological process: regulation of actin filament polymerization.